This is a messenger RNA of Microcebus murinus (gray mouse lemur), 3994 nucleotides long. RefSeq names its product myelin protein zero like 1 (gene MPZL1). Lineage: Eukaryota; Metazoa; Chordata; Mammalia; Primates; Cheirogaleidae. The record is from RefSeq and is a predicted model, not a curated record. Gene Ontology annotation, cellular component: cell surface; focal adhesion; plasma membrane.
AGCCGCGGCUGGGGCCGGGAGUGGGGAGCGCGGCGUGGAGCUGCUGCCCGGCGCGGGGCUGCGAGCUCGGCGCCCUCUGCUCCGGACGAGCCAACCUCAGUGCGGACCGGGGCCCAGGGCGUGGCGGCGGCAGCGGCGGCUGCAGCGGGAGAACGAUGGCAGCGCCCGCGGGAGCCGGGGCAGCGAUUGCAGCCCCAGACCGCAGGCGCUGGCUGUGGUCGGUGCUGGCGGCGGCGCUCGGGCUCUUGACAGCCAGAGUGUCAGCCUUGGAAGUCUACACACCAAAAGAAAUCUUCGUGGCUAAUGGGACACAAGGGAAGCUGACAUGCAAGUUCAAGUCUACCAAUACCACUGGCGGGUUGACCUCCGUCUCCUGGAGCUUUCAGCCAGAGGGGGCGGCCACGACAGUGUCGUUUUUCCACUACUCCCAAGGGCAAGUGUACCUGGGGAACUAUCCACCAUUUAAGGACAGAAUCAGCUGGGCUGGAGACCUCGACAAGAAAGACGCAUCAAUCAACAUAGAAAAUAUGCAGUUUAUACACAAUGGCACCUACAUCUGUGAUGUCAAAAACCCUCCCGACAUUGUUGUUCAGCCUGGGCACAUUAGGCUGUAUGUCGUAGAAAAAGAGAGUUUGCCCAUGUUUCCAGUUGGGGUAGUGGUGGGUAUAGUUACUGCUGUGGUCAUAGGUCUCACUCUGCUCAUCAGCAUGAUUCUGGCUGUCCUCUAUAGAAGGAAAAACUCUAAACGGGAUUACACUGGCUGCAGUGCAUCAGAAAGUUUGUCACCGGUUAAGCAGGCUCCACGGAAGUCCCCCUCCGACACAGAGGGUCUAGUAAAGAGUCUGCCUUCUGCAUCUCACCAGGGCCCAGUCAUAUAUGCACAAUUAGACCACUCUGGCGGACAUCACAGUGACAAGAUUAACAAGUCAGAGUCUGUGGUGUAUGCAGACAUCCGGAAAAACUAAGACCCAGAACAUAUCCAGAGAAAAAACAAAUCCAAACUGGAUUCUUAUGCAGAAAAUAUAGCCCAUAACCACAUGUGGCCUUGCAGACAUCCGGAAAAACUAAGACCCAGAACAUAUCCAGAGAAAAAAACAGAUCCAAAUGGAUUCUUAUGCAGAAAAUGUAGCCCAUAACCACAUGUGGCCUUGGAUACCCAGGCAAGGACAAGCACAUGUGUACUCAUAGAGAUAGAAAAAGAUGUGUAUAAAGGAUGUGUAUAAAUAUUCUAUUUAAUCUUGAUGCGAAGAGCCAAUGUUGCAUGAUGGAAAGAUGGUAUGGUUCUAUGUAUAUGUAAAUUGUCUUGCUGUCUUUGUACUUCCUUUUCAGGGUCAUUUACAAUUGGGAAAUUUCGGAAACAUUCCUGUCACCAUCAUUUAGAAAUGGUUUGCCUUAAUGGAGACAGUAGCAGAUCUUUUAGUAUUUCCAAUAGACAUGGCCUUUUUGUCAAAGGGCUUAAUCAAUCUUAGCAUUUAUUGUAGUUGGAGAAUGGAGAUACAAUGAUGGAUGCAUGUCCAGGGUGGCCUUUAAUGGUGUCAGCACCAGUUACUUGGUUGCAGCUUUGAGAAAACAUCCUUUGACGGUGCCGUUGAAGACAGUUUGAAGUUUUUGUUGAUGUUUUUCUCUCUAAAAUAUGGGACAGUUUUUAGCUUUAUAUGUUGUAUAGACUUACUUUAACUUUACACCCUUUAAGUAUAACAUAUCAACUUGUGGAUUGAUAAUAGUAAGAUUAGCAAGGGACAAAUGCCAAGGUCACUUCCUUCUAGGUACGUGUAGAUCAAUACCAUAGAGAUAAAGUAGAAAAUCCAGACUUUGCUUAAGGAAUAUUGUACCAUAUGGAGAGUAAAAGGUAUCAGUUGCUGAAGUCCCUCCUGCUUGAAAUAAGAGUCCCUAUACAGCUGGAGUAGGGGAGUUUCUUGCCUUGUAAGUAGUCAGAAAUGGGAUCGUUAUAUUGCCAUUCUCCAGUAGCCCACAGCUCUCUCUGGAGAACCACCUUUUUCCACUUUUAAUUUUUUUUAAUUACUAAUUUUUUUGAGAUGAGGCUUCACUAUACUGCCCAGGCUGGCCUCAAACUCCUGGGCUCACGCAGUCGUCUGCCUUGGCCUCCCAAGUACCUGGGACUGCAAGCUCGUACCUCUGUACCCAGCAAGAGUACCUUCUAUGUAAAGCUUCAGUUAUGCUUCCAGCAAGAGGCAGCAUCAUUCAUGGCAUUAUGGAUAGCUUCGUGGUUCAUCAAAGACCUCUGAAGUUAAAGAUGGUCUGUGUUUUUUUAAAAUCAGGUAGGCCUAGUGUUAUUGCUUUGAGAGUCCCUGUUUCUUUCUGUUGUUGUUUUGGUUUUCACCACCCCGUCCCCCACCCCAGUUACAUGGAAUUGAUAAACAAUGAGAUGAGGGAAAAUAUAGAUAAUUUGGGGUAUCUUAAAAUAUACACAAUUUGGGGUAUCUUUCUCCAAAACUCAUUUUCUCCCAUAAACCAUGCCCACCCCACCUCAAUCUGAGUUUUUAUUUUUUACUGGAAAUAAAAAGCUUGGUGAAGAUUGUUAAACAUGUAUAUUGUCAUUCUCCCAUUUUCUCAAUUAUUUCGUUUAAAAAUUUUUUUUCUUUUUAAAAUCAUCUGAAAGCCUACAUUUAUGGGAAGAAUACUGUCUAGCUGGUUUGCAGAACAUGUCUGGGGUAAGUGGGAAUGAGGGGUAAUGUUAAUUUUUUUCCCAUUUAGUUUGAGGUUCUCUUUCCUUCCUGUCUUGCCAUCUUUUUGGGGCGUUUGCAGGCUAAAUUCUAACAGCAUUCCUAAAGGAAAUAAAGCAGGAUUUAGAUUUAAAGGUGUGCGUGAGGUGGUAAGAUAAAGGACAUAUGCGCUUCAAAACUCACUCCCAUACAUGAGGCCUUUUGUUUUCUAAGUAACUAUUUUUCUUAUUCUCAUCAUGCUCCUGCUACACCCCAUGUCUGUGUGAGUAAACAAGGUCAGGGUUUACCACACACACACACACACACACACACACACACACGUGCCAUCUUCUGGAGCCGGGCAGCAUCUGGUUGACCUGUGUGGGAUGGAGCAAAACCUGACUGCUCUGCUGUUCAUAGGCCCCGCUCGAGAGUGACACAGAGCGCUGGCCCUGAGACUUUCCCACAAAGUGGCCAAAUCUGACUCGCAUCCUAAAACUUCAGGAGCCUCUGGAAGACCUCUUGUGUUAGGAGGGGAGCGGUGUUGGGAUUGUCACUGUUCUGUGCCCGAGGUAGAAAGGACCCAAAUCUUUGAGAGACCAAGUGUGUUCUUUUGUGUGUGUCAUGCCUCCUUCCAGCCAUUUUUGCAUUUCUCAACAGUUCCUGUGAAUAAACUGCACAUUCCUGAUACUCCUGAUAGCAAGAGCCCUGAUUUCUGCUUUUGGUGCUGGGACCACGAGUGCCCCCAGGAGCACUCGCUCGAAUGACCCCUGUAGGCCUCUCCUCCCUCACUGCCUCCUUCCCGAGCCCCCAGCCGCCCACCUCCCACUGUCAGGACUCUGCCUUCUGGCGAAGCAUCCCCUCGGCUCACUGCCGAGCAAGGCCAACCUUACUGCCCGGGCAAGGCCAGUCCUCCACGAGCCUCGCUCUCCGGGUCUUGAGGCUGCCUGAAGGAAGGUGCUCGCACCUGGGUAGGGCAACUCAGGGCAGGGCCUUUGUAACCUCCGCACACUUUGGAUUUGGGGCCCGUUUUCCCGUGCUCAGCAUCCCCGGCCGGUUGCAGAUAGCAACAGCAGUGUGGCCUCCACGUGGCACACCUGCCCUCUCCCCUGUCUUCUUAGUGGCAGAAUGAGACCUCUUAAAAUUACAGGUGAAUUUUGUAAGGGGGCACCAAAAUGGGAUUGCUUAGAGAUUAAAAUUCCAAACCAUCUGUAGUUUUUUGAUGGAAAUGUAUUCAGCUGGGGAAAAACCAUCAAGCGCAUUAUUGGUUUUUUUGAUCUUACUUUUCAAUUGUAUUCUUGUGAAUAUUUUAAUACAUCUUUUUCAACUUC